CCAAUAUGUCGUGUAGUCAAUGAAGGUGGUAUUGAUAGUGCUAAAGAUGCACGUGCCGGUGCUGAACAACUAGUACAAAAUGCCCAGCAACACGUCGAUAGUUACCGUCAACAAUUGUCAUCUCUUCAAGGUCAAAAAUCAACUUUGGACUCACAACUAUCUGAAUUACAAACACAAUUACAAGUCCUGCAAUCAGCACUCGUCAUUCUUCAAGAUGAAAGUAAUUCAACGGCUACAGUCAACUAUCAAUUGAAACGUGUAAUUGGUCAUAUUACAAGUUGUGCAGGAAAACGCUGA
Molecule: messenger RNA, 297 nt
Organism: Didymodactylos carnosus
Lineage: Eukaryota; Metazoa; Rotifera; Eurotatoria; Philodinida; Philodinidae
Source: the annotation of a GenBank genome assembly